Messenger RNA from Onychostoma macrolepis, 5480 nucleotides. It is a transcript of the gene slc2a3a, whose product is annotated as solute carrier family 2 member 3a. Gene Ontology annotation, cellular component: apical plasma membrane; basolateral plasma membrane. NCBI's taxonomy places the organism in Eukaryota, Metazoa, Chordata, Actinopteri, Cypriniformes, Cyprinidae. Gene Ontology annotation, molecular function: hexose transmembrane transporter activity. The record is from RefSeq and is a predicted model, not a curated record. The coding region runs from base 1609 to 3366 and encodes 585 amino acids. Gene Ontology annotation, biological process: response to insulin; monosaccharide transmembrane transport. The transcript is spliced from 11 exons.
UAAUAAUAUAUAUAAAGGUAGACUUUAACUAUUUUAACUUAAAAUUUUAACUAUGUUCUUAGAACAAGGAUAUAUUGCAUAAAUGUGACCUUGGACCACAAAACCAGUCUUAAGUGUCAGUUUUUCAAAAUUGAGAUUUAUACAUCUGAAUAAAUAAGCUUUCUAUUGAUGUAUGGUUUGUUAGGAUAGGACAAUAUUUGGCUGAGAUACUUGAAAAUCUGGAAUCUGAGGGUGCAAAAAAUCUAAAUAUUGAGAAAAUCACCUUUAAAGUUAGCAAUGCAUAUUACUAAUCAAAAAUUAAGUUUUGAUAUAUUUAUGGUAUCCUAAUGAUUUUUGGCAUAAAAUAAUAAUUCUAAUUUUCUAAUUUUGACCCAUACAAUGUAUUUUUGGCUAUUGCUACAAAUAUACCCCAGCGACUUAAGACUGGUUUUGUGGUCCAGGGUCACAAAUGUUUAGAUCGGGGCAUUAACUUUGCAUCAAGUUGUCACACGUUUUAGCACAAGUAUGUUUUUCUUUUCUUUUUUUUUUUUAACAUUUUCUACUUCAGUAGCUCCUUAAAAAAACUUUAAUAGCUACUUUAGCUAGUUCAUUUUUAAUAUUAAAUCAAAUACAAAUACAACAUUAAAUAGACUAUAAUACAUUUUAAACACAAACAUUUACUUUGAAUAAUAAAAAUGUAUUCUCAAAUCCACCCAUACAAAAUUAACUAGCCUACAAAUAGCCUAAACAAUAUCCUGACAAAAAGUGUGCCAAUUAGCCCAAAUCUCCCCUUAUAGUUAAGUCAGCAGCACCAUUUGAAGUUAGGUAUAUUAAAACCAACAGAAACUUUUUACAGUGCACAUAAAACGAGAUAUGAUGCAACCGCGUUGUGUUAUAAAGUCAUCUGGAGUCUUGUGACUCCUCCUGCGGUAGAAUUUGGGCUGUUGUACUGCAGAAUUUGAUACUACCAUGGCUCACGUGCCUCUUCGAGGCCUGAAUAAAGGAAGUAAAAGCCGCAUGGCUGCAUCCUUGGAGAUCGUGGUACCCGGCGCUGCAUCCAUUUGGUAGCACCCAUCAUCUGAUGCUCUAUCAAGGUCACCCGCGCAGAGCAUCAUGGGCGGCGGUGUCGGAUGCUAUUGGUCCCACCCCACGAGCACAAUCCGCAUCCUAACUCAAACCUCGCCGAAUAAGGUUUUCCCGCAUCACGAGGCGUUAUGACGGAACAGCUGUCACAAGGCGUGAUGCCAAAUACGAGUCUCGGAUAAAUAAAGGGGCGGGGGCGAGGCUUUACGUGCGCGGUCGCCGGUAUUCCGUCAAAAGUGAACGUGCGGUUGGUCGUGUAUUUGCUGCUUGUGACGAAUGAACGAAUACAUAAUUGCCGGAGCGAGUUUCACCAGACUUCAGUGCCAGUGGGUCAACGGGAUACGUGCACACGCGAACGGGUGGUCACGACGCACGAGAGAUACGGUAACUGCAAACUCAAUUGAUGGUAUAGCCUACGUUUAAAUUGUCAGUUUUUAAAAUCAAAAUAGUCACGAACAGCAUCGCAUCUCGGGCAUAAGAAGAUUGUGUGCCAAGUAUCACGUUCACUCAGAAUUCAUCAGUCUUGGACGUUUCCACUCUGGCACAAUGGAGGGGGAGAAGAAGCAGGUGACAUGCUACCUCCUGUUUUCUUUAUCGACAGCUGUAAUUGGCUCCCUGCAGUUUGGCUACAACACAGGAGUCAUCAAUGCCCCAGAACAGAAACUGCGGGCGUUCUUUAAUGCCACAUGGAUGGAGCGUUACGGGCAGCCCAUCAAGCCGGGCAUGUGCACCGUUGUGUGGAGUUUUGCUGUGGCCAUCUUUAGUGUGGGUGGAAUGGUGGGAUCAUUCAGUGUCGGUGUCGUAGCCAACAAAUUUGGAAGACGUAAAUCUAUGAUCCUCGUGAAUGUCUUGGCUCUGAUUGGUGGGGGUCUCAUGGGACUGUGCACUCUCUGCUCCUCCUUUGAGAUGAUCAUUGCCGGUCGGCUGGUUAUUGGGCUGUUCUGUGGCCUGUUCACCGGUCUUACUCCAAUGUAUGUUGGGGAAGUGUCGCCCACUCCCCUCCGCGGGGCCUUUGGGACCCUGCACCAGCUUGGUGUCGUGGUGGGCAUCUUAAUCGCACAGAUUUUUGGUCUGGAGUAUCUGCUGGGUUCAGAUAAGCUUUGGCCUGUGCUUCUGGCUUUAACUGUUUUACCUGCCGUCGUGCAGUGUAUACUGCUUCCGUUCUGUCCAGAGAGCCCUCGAUACCUGCUCAUUAACCUCAACGAGGAAGAACAGGCCCGUAAAGCGCUGGUGCGUCUCCGUGGUUACGAGGAUGUGGGAAAGGACAUGCAGGAGAUGAAGGAGGAGAGUUUGAAGAUGGCUAUGGAGAAGAAGGUGACCAUCCCAGAGCUCUUCCGCACCGCUGCUUACCGCCAGCCUCUGCUCAUCGCUGUCAUGCUGCAGCUGUCCCAGCAGCUCUCUGGCAUCAAUGCUGUUUUUUAUUACUCAACUGGUAUUUUUGAGUCAGCUGGAGUGAAUCAGCCCAUUUAUGCCACUAUUGGAGCUGGAGUAGUUAACACUGUCUUUACCAUAGUAUCUCUUUUCUUGGUGGAGAGGGCAGGACGAAGAACUUUGCACCUUAUUGGUUUGGGUGGAAUGGCUGUCAGCGCCUUGUUCAUGACCAUUGCUCUCUUAUUGGUGGGUCCUGCUGUCUGUUUUUAUUUUGCUGAAGAUUCCAAACUGAAUCACUGUAAAUAUCUGACCAUUAUAAGAAUGCUAAUGUCGUACCUGUAUUUUCUUACCUUUGUCCCUGAGCAGAAGGAAAUUGAGGCUCUUCGCUACCUCAGCAUUGCUGCAAUCUUUGCCUUUGUGGCCAUGUUUGAGAUGGGCCCUGGACCCAUUCCCUGGUUCAUAGUGGCUGAACUGUUUUCCCAGGGGCCACGUCCUGCCGCCAUGGCCGUUGCAGGGUGCUCCAACUGGACAGCCAACUUCCUUGUGGGAAUCAGCUUCCCUAAACUGGAGGAGCUGUGCGGGCCAUAUGUCUUCAUUAUAUUUAUGAUCUUCCUCAUCAUCUUCUUCAUCUUUACGUACUUCAAAGUACCGGAGACCAAAGGGCGAACGUUUGAUGACAUCGCCCGUGGUUUUAGCGGGGCUCCGCCUCCAGCUGCCACCUCCGUGGAGGAGCCCGGCAGAGCCGCACUUCCUGCCUCUCCGGUCAAAGAAAAGGUCCCAUUGGUGGAAGCUUCCAAAUCUUCCUCAGAACAGGGUGCAAGCUCAUCUGAGAAAGCUGCGGCAGAUGCCAAAAAGGUGGAGGAGAAACCGAGCUCAGUUACCCAGCCACUGGUGGAUUCUAGUAAAGAGGAGAAAUCUAAUUCCACCAUCUAAGAAACGAUGUAACUAUAUAGCUUAAUUCGAUUAAAGCCAUGACAUGUACCACUGAAGAUAGAAAUAUAAUACUAGAGAUUUAUUUACUGGAAAGAGAUUAUUUAGGGUAAACAGAUUAUGAAAGGAACCACAGUGGAGAGUGACAGAUCUCCUAGACAUAUUUUGAAAGGAUACGAGAUCUCAUAGUACAUGUGCUUUAUUUUAUUGUGUAGUUUGACAACUGAUGGUUUGGUGCAAUAUUGAUUCAUGUUUUAAGGGUUUUAUCCUUUUAUCCUCAUUCCUGUUUGUGCAUUUUUAGUGCAGUCUUAAUGUGAAUUAUCAAAUUGGACAUAGUUUCCUUUAUCAACUCAAACAGGGAAAUAAAAAAAAAGGGAAUUUUGCCAUUUGGCCUUCAUAGUUCUCACCUUUUUUUAACUGUCAAACAUCUUUUUCUUUUUUGCUUAUAGAAAAACCAAAGUGUUUUUCCCUUGAAUGAUAGCUGGCGAUCAUCAUAAUCUUGAGGUUUUUGCACUGACGAUAUUUAUUUUGUAUAAAAUAUAGUGUAUACAUUUUCAUUACUUCAGAUCACUACUACCAUCAAAUUCACUUAAAACAUAUAAUUAAUUGUCAUUAAAAUAUUUAUAUUUAUAGGAAGUGCUUAACUAGUUGAGCUUAUGCCAAGAAUAAAAUCGCUAGUUUACUGCCAAAAAUAAUACAUUUAAAGAAACAGACUCUUCAGAUAAAUACAUCACUCAUUUAUCUAAAAUCACAGUAAAGGUUGUAUUGUAGAGGAUGCAAAUGGACCAACCAGUGUUCAGUGAAUUUCACAGUAUAUACUACUAUAUAUACAGUCUCAAUAACUAAACAAGCUCACAUUUCAUAUAUCCAAGAUUAAGAUUUUUAGCAAAUGAUGUAAUCAAUGAAAAUUUGCUAGAUUAUGACCAUUAAUACCGCUACUGAACUUCCUGUGCUUGGUGAUUUAGUAUUUCAGCGUUACAUGUGCUGCACCGUCUCACUUCGAGGUUUGACAGAGUAGUGAGACAAGUCUCACCUGAUUUUAAUAAAUGUGUUUAUAAUAGUAGUUUUGCAUUUUCCGACAUUCUGUUUUAAUCCCUUUCAUAGAGAACACAUAUAGUAUUUUUUUGUUCAUACAUUUAUUUUUUACUUUUGGUUACACUUUAUUUUGAUAGUGCACUUUAGACAUUCUACUAACUAUAACUACAUGUCAACUAAUUCUCAUUCAUUUGCAACUACAUGUCUACAGACUCUCAGAGUAGACUGUUAGGGUAGGUUUAGGGUUAGUAGAAUAAGUUGACAUAUACUUGAAAAGUUUCUCAAAGUCAUUAUGUUGUGUGUUGUGGACCCAUCAAAAUAAAGUGUUAGAAGAUAUUAAGCAGUCUACAGUCUACUAAUAUUCUAAUGACUGCUAGUUGACAUGUAGUUGCCAAGUUACUUACUGUUAGCAGAAUGUCUAAAGUGGACUAUCGAAAUAAAAUGUUACCUUACUUUUAUUAGAGAAUCUUUACCAAUAAUUUCUAUUAUGUAAGUCGAUAGACGCUUUAUCCUGCCAUUGCUUAGGUGUUGCUAUUUUUGUCUAGAUAUUGAAUGUGAAAGUAUUUAUUAAUAAGCACAUUUAUAUGCCAGGGGUAAUAUGAAGAACUGCGUUUUCCCAUUCUGAUGUCUUGUGGUCAUGUAUGUGUUGCACGGAGAGAAACUCCAAAAAAAGACCAAGAAAGACAACAUUCCUCUUGCAAUAAUGCACUGUGGUUUGUAUUCCUGCGGUCAAGAGCAGCUUCACAUUGAGCCAGCCAUCUUCUAACACUAGCAAACACAACCAUCUUAUUAACUGUUUAUACCUUUCACAUAUUGUAUCUUUUACUGUGCAUAAUGUACACAACUCAUAGUUACUUGCUUACUGUACAGUUAGAAGAGCAUUACCCUGUAAAUACCUAAGUUCAUGUUUCUGUGUUGAAUGGUAUAAUUGAUGUAAUUGCAGGUCAAACGGAGAGUGUCUGCUAAACAGAAGUGUUGAUGUUUUGACGUUUGUAUAUUUUAUGAUGGCUUUUCCUGAAUGUGUAUCAAAAUCAUGAGUGGUACUGUGUACAGUUGUUGUAUUAUUUUGUGAAUAAAUAGUC